Messenger RNA from Asparagus officinalis (garden asparagus), 887 nucleotides. Its product is annotated as mediator of RNA polymerase II transcription subunit 21. The record is from RefSeq and is a predicted model, not a curated record. The transcript is spliced from 5 exons. Gene Ontology annotation, cellular component: mediator complex. Gene Ontology annotation, molecular function: transcription coregulator activity. The coding region runs from base 271 to 693 and encodes 140 amino acids. Gene Ontology annotation, biological process: regulation of transcription by RNA polymerase II. Lineage: Eukaryota; Viridiplantae; Streptophyta; Magnoliopsida; Asparagales; Asparagaceae.
CGCGAUUGGGGCUUUCAAUUUGUGACCCAUUCCGCUCAUCUAGUUUAGGUCCGAACCCGAUGUGAGGCUUAAAAGCCAACCUCUUCUCUAAUUCGUCCCCUCCCAUCUUUCUUCCCCCGCGAAAAACCCUAAUUUAAUCAGCCGAUCAGUACGCCACCGUGGCCACCGCCGUUCGCGCCGUCGCCUCCGCCGCAUAGCUCUCCCUCCGCCUCUCUCUCCAGUGCGAGAUCCGAUCGAUUAUACUUGAAGCAUAUUCUUUUAGUAUAUGUAAUGGACAUCAUCUCUCAGCUGCAAGAGCAAGUUAACACAAUUGCCUUUAUCACAUUGAACACGUUUGGGACAUUGCAAAGAGAUGCACCGCCAGUCCGGCUCUCUCCCAAUUAUCCUGAACCACCUACUAAUCCGUCUGCUAAUCCAUCAGAGGAGACGGUAAACACUGCAGAACAAGCAAAGUUAAUGAGUGCCACAUUGGUUCAAGCUGCAAAAAAGUUUGAUGCACUUGUUGCUGCAUUGCCAUUGUCAGGAGGGGAAGAAGCACAAUUAAACAGGAUACAAGAACUCCAGGCAGAGAAUGAAGCUGUGGGACAGGAGCUUCAUAAGCAAUUGGAAGCCGCAGAGCAAGAGCUGAAGCAGGUCCAAGAGUUGUUCAACCAAGCAGCAGACAACUGCUUGAAUUUGAAGAAGCCAGAAUGAUGGAUUUUGACAUUAUAUACCAAUGAUUUUUUUUUCUUUUUUUUUUGUUCCUUAUGAAUCUGUAUUAACCAUUAUUACCUAAUGUAUACUUUGAGAGCAAGAAUCAGAUUGUCACCUUGGUCUGUCUUUUGCAUAAUUGCUGCAUUUGGGGCAAUAUAUGAGCUUUUAAAUGUAGUUUGCUUUGUUAAAUGAAA